AGGUACCCACCUUAAGACAUCCACUUGUUUCACCAAACAAGAACACCUCUGCCUGCCAAGUGUUGAGAAAGAUGACAACCCAAACUCAGGUUGAUGAUCAAAUGGUUCUUCUCUCCCAAUACUAUCCUGGGAUAUAUGACCAACUCAUACCACAACAAGGGGAAGUUGUGAAACCGCGAAGAAGACGAAAGAAGAACAAAACAGUUGCUAAUAGCAGUGGGUUUAGAAAAAGGAAGCUGAGUGAUGAACAAGUGAGUAUGCUUGAACAAAACUUUGGAGAUGAGCAUAAACUGGAGUCUGAAAGGAAGGACCGGAUUGCGGCUGAACUUGGGCUUGACCCACGCCAAGUUGCGGUGUGGUUUCAGAACCGACGGGCUCGAUGGAAGAGCAAGAAGAUGGAAGAAGAAUAUUCCAAGCUUAAGACUGAGCAUGAUUCAACUGUUGUUGAAAAAUGCAGACUUGAAACAGAGGUUUUAAAACUUAAGGAACGACUCGCUGAAGCGGAAAAAGAAAUAAACCGGCUAGUGGAGCGGUCUGAAGGGAUAUCGAGCACAAGCCCUAGUUCAUCCUUCUCUAUGGAGCCGACAGAGCCACCGUUGUUCGGACAAUUUGGGAUGGAAGGAUUUGAAGAUGCAUUUUAUUUUCAGGAAAGUAGCUAUAUACAUGGAGGAUUGGAUUGGCUUAAUAUCUAAUUAAUUAGGGAUUAUUAUUAUUAUGUAAUUAAAUAAUUUAGUAAUCUAGUCUUGUAGAUAGUAACAUCUAAUGUACAUCUUUUGUCCUUGCUUUCUGGUUAAUGAUCAUGGUGCUUUUAUUUACUUAAUAA
This is a messenger RNA of Helianthus annuus (common sunflower), 823 nucleotides long. Its product is annotated as homeobox-leucine zipper protein ATHB-40. The record is from RefSeq and is a predicted model, not a curated record. NCBI's taxonomy places the organism in Eukaryota, Viridiplantae, Streptophyta, Magnoliopsida, Asterales, Asteraceae. The transcript is spliced from 3 exons. Gene Ontology annotation, molecular function: sequence-specific DNA binding; DNA-binding transcription factor activity, RNA polymerase II-specific. The coding region runs from base 72 to 692 and encodes 206 amino acids. Gene Ontology annotation, biological process: positive regulation of DNA-templated transcription. Gene Ontology annotation, cellular component: nucleus.